Molecule: messenger RNA, 1195 nt
Organism: Lathyrus oleraceus (garden pea)
Lineage: Eukaryota; Viridiplantae; Streptophyta; Magnoliopsida; Fabales; Fabaceae
Product: transcription factor bHLH18
Exons: 4
Coding region: 34-1065 (343 amino acids)
Molecular function (GO): protein dimerization activity
Source: RefSeq, a predicted model, not a curated record
UUUGAGAAUUAUUGUCUUAUAAAAGGUCCAACAAUGAGAACUUCACAACAACUAAUAAAUUGCAUAUCAAUGAAGGAAUCAUCAACCAGCAAAUGGCUAUCUGAUUUGGAAAUGGAUGAGUACAAUUUAUUUCCUGAGGAAUGCAACCUGAAUUUCCUUGAUGCUGAUGAGAAACAAGAGUUUGUUUCACAUGACAUAGGUACUGUCUUUCAAGAACAAAGCCAACAACAAUGUUUUUAUUCAGAGUCCACUCUCAACAACUCAUUCACCGAUGAAACAAGUUUUGAGUCUUUUGACUUUGAUUUUGAGAAACCGACGUUUUCAACAAACCUAUCUUCAUCUUCAUCUAACUCAUCUUUUCAGUCUCUGAUUCUCUCUUUUGACAACCAAAACUCACCUGCUACCAACACCCCCCAAUUUUACGAAAUUGACCCUACUAGUACUACCUUAAACUCCAAACAGAACGAAAACACUCAUGUCUCAACUCAAACUCCAAAAGCGUCGUCAAAAAAUCAAAACUUGGAAACAAAAACCUCACAACCAAAGAGAUCUCGAGCUAACGCUGAGGAUCAUAUCAUGGCUGAGAGAAAACGAAGAGAGAUACUCAGCCAGAGUUUCAUUGCUCUUGCAGCUCUUGUUCCUAACCUUAAAAAGAUAGACAAAGCUUCUGUAUUAGCUGAGUCUAUCAAAUACGUGAAAGAGCUUAAAGAGCGUUUGGAAGUUUUGGAAGAUCAGAACAAGAAAACAAAACCAGAAUUGGUUGUUGUUCCGAACAAACCAGACAUAUGUAGCGAUGAAGAUAACUCUUUAUGCGAUGAGAACAUUGAAGGUGGUGCCGGUGCUGGUGCUGGUGAUAAUGAAUCACUCUUCCAAGUGGAAGCAAGAGAGUUAGGAAAAGAGAUUCUGAUUAGGAUCCAGAGCAAGAAGAAGAAGGGUGUUUUAGUAAAAAUGAUGGAAGAGAUUCAAAGUUUAGAAUUAUUUGUUGUGAAUAGCAGUGUGUUACCUCUUGGGGAUUCUGUCAUUGACAUUACGAUCAUUGCUCAGUAUUAUUUUAUAGAUGGGUGAAGGAUACAGCUUGAGCGUAAAGGAACUUGCGAAGAAGUUGCGCAUGAAAGCAUUGAAGUUUAUGUCAUCAUAAUAACGUGUUUUGAAUUAUUUUGAAUAAAAUGACUAAAGACAAUCGAGUUUCCAUUAA